Molecule: messenger RNA, 1119 nt
Organism: Prunus dulcis (almond)
Lineage: Eukaryota; Viridiplantae; Streptophyta; Magnoliopsida; Rosales; Rosaceae
Product: SUMO-conjugating enzyme SCE1-like
Exons: 5
Coding region: 290-772 (160 amino acids)
Biological process (GO): protein sumoylation
Cellular component (GO): nucleus
Molecular function (GO): SUMO conjugating enzyme activity
Source: RefSeq, a predicted model, not a curated record
AAAAAAAAUGCCACACACCCGCGCUUUUGGACCGACAAAAGGAGCAGAAUCCGCGUAAGAUUGACUCUAUGGUUGUACGGUACGGGUCUACUGCUCUGGCGCAUAGAAGUUUCUCGAAUUGUUGUACUUUACUCAAUCUAUAACUUCGUGGAUUAUCAUUGAAAUUUGACGACGUAGAAGAAAGAGCGAGAAACUACAUUUGAUUGAUUGUUUCCUAGCCAGAACAGAAGAGGUCUUGUUUGCUUCUUCCUCGCGCCACACACACAACACAGAGAGAGAAAGAGAGAGAAUGUCCGGAGGGAUCGCGCGCGGUCGUCUCGCCGAGGAGCGAAAAGCCUGGCGUAAGAAUCACCCCCAUGGUUUUGUGGCGAAGCCAGAGACUGGUCCAGAUGGCGCCAUCAAUUUGAUGAUCUGGCAGUGCAUCAUCCCUGGCAAGAGCUCUACUGAUUGGGAAGGUGGCUACUUUCCACUUACACUUCACUUCAGUGAGGAUUACCCCAGCAAGCCCCCUAAGUGUAAGUUCCCACAGGGCUUUUUCCACCCCAAUGUCUAUCCUUCUGGAACUGUUUGUCUUUCGAUUCUCAACGAGGACAGUGGGUGGAGGCCAGCCAUUACAGUGAAGCAAAUCCUAGUAGGCAUUCAGGAUUUGCUAGAUCAACCCAACCCUGCUGAUCCAGCACAAACUGACGGUUAUCAGCUCUUCAUCCAGGAACCGGCUGAGUACAAGCGAAGAGUGCGGCAGCAGGCAAAGCAAUAUCCACCUGUUCUUUGAUGUGUGCUUUUACUAUAUAUGAUUAUCAACUCAUUGAUUAGUUCAAGAAAUUCAUGCCCACCGCUCUCUGCAAGACUUGAUCAACCUUAUAAGUGCGUUCUCAGUUGACUUGCAAUUUGCAAAUUUCACUUGAUAGUUUUUAUUUAUUUAUAAAUAUUUAUGGUCGUUGCUGUUUUGGCAGUGGACGUGCUGCCAUCGUAUGUAUCAUGGUUAUUCUCAUUGUAAUGAAAGUUUAAAAAAAUUCGUGGACAGUAGAAGCUCUUAUGCACCUUAAAACUUCAAAACUCAGUUUUUGAUGUAGCGAUGAUAUUGACUAAUGUCCUUCUGAUGAUUGUUUAUUGUUGCCA